CCUCCAGCAGACAUCGAUCCAUAUACUCGCUUCUACUUUUGCGUUCUCUUGCGUGUUUCGGCGCUGACCAUGGCCGAGGCUUCAAUUCUGCCUCCGCAGCAGCACAAGCAGCCCUCGCGCAAGGGCAAGAAGGCCUGGCGCAAAAAUGUCGACAUCACCGAAGUGCAGGAUGGCUUGGAGGAAGUCCGCGAGGAAGUUAUCAAGCACGGAGGCGUCAUUGCUGAACGAGAUUCGGCGGAGCUUUUCGUCACCGACACGACCGGCUCGAAGGACAUCCAGAAAGCGUACGCCCGCGCCAACAAGCUUCUCAAGGCAGAUGAGAUUCUUGCACAGCGCUCUGCAGUGCCAUCUGUAGCCACGCACAAACGGCCGGCCGGCUCCAGAGUCACGGACGGCCUUGUGGAGCCAAGCAGCAAGCGACGACGAGACUAUGUUUCGAGAAAAGAGUACGAAAGACUCCGAAAAUUUGCAUACGGUGGCAAUUCAGUGCACAAAGACGUCGUCAAACAGGGUGACGAUGCAGAUUAUGACCCGUGGGCUGCCGAAGCGUCCACUCAGCCUGCGGAGCUGCCAUUUCUAGCCAAGAAGAAUGCGGUUCGAGAACCAGUCACACUCAAGCAGGCGCCCAUCAGCUUAGCCAAAAGUGGUAAAGCAAUUUCUGCCGUACGCAAGCCAGAAGCCGGCAAGAGCUACAAUCCCUUGUUCGAAGAUUGGGAGGCUCUCAUCCAGCGCGAGGGCGACAAGGCCGUGGCAGAAGAGCGCCAGAGGCUCGAGGAGGAACGGCAAGAGGAAGAGAGGCAGGCCAUGAUUGCGAAGGCUCAAGCUGAGGAAGACACAGAGCAUUGGGAAAGCGAGUGGGAAAGCGAGUGGGAGGGGAUCAUGAGUGAGAAGGAAGAUGCCGAGCAGAACAGGUCGUGGCUACGCAAGAAGAGGCCGGAACGCAAGACACCGGCUGAAAGAAACAAGAUCAAGAGGCGAAAGCAGGAAGAGCAGCGCAAACGUCACGAGGAGAAGAUGCGCACGCGCGAUCUAGACCUGGCUCAGCUCAAGGCACUGGCUAAAGAAAAUCGCAAUUCCAGCAGCAGGCCACAGGCAGAGCCUUUGCCUGAGGAAUCGUCCUCGUCCGAGGGAGAGGACAUCAAAUUAAGAAGGAGGCGACCAAAGCACGUUCCUGAAGCCCCGCUCGAGGUAGUGCUUGCGGAUGAGCUGGAAGACUCGCUCCGGCGGUUGCGGCCAGAGGGCAAUCUCCUGCAGGAUCGGUAUAGGAGCAUGAUCCUUCGGGGCAAGAUCGAAAGCAGGGCGAAGAUAACACAGCCCAAGAAGCCGAAGCGGGAGGUGAAAGAGAAGUGGUCGUACAAGGAUUGGAAACUAAAAUAGAGGACAGUCAAAGAUUUUGCUUUUUGCACGGCGGUCUAAGCAGAUUGUACAGGUGGCACAACGCAGUCCGAGUCUUGCGAUGUGAUGGGCCGCUGCGGAUUAGAUUACUUGCACAUACAAGAUUCAGGCUAUCGAAGGUGCCUGCUCUAGCUGUGGCAGGCUCUGCUGCGUAGUCAUGCAAGGUCAAAAUCUCAUUAAGCGUAUCCAGG
Molecule: messenger RNA, 1586 nt
Organism: Verruconis gallopava
Lineage: Eukaryota; Fungi; Ascomycota; Dothideomycetes; Venturiales; Sympoventuriaceae
Exons: 2
Coding region: 70-1377 (435 amino acids)
Biological process (GO): ribosomal large subunit assembly; rRNA processing
Cellular component (GO): nucleolus
Molecular function (GO): 5S rRNA binding
Source: RefSeq, a predicted model, not a curated record